Messenger RNA from Scomber scombrus (Atlantic mackerel), 1493 nucleotides. RefSeq lists its product as uncharacterized. The transcript is spliced from 4 exons. The record is from RefSeq and is a predicted model, not a curated record. Bases 72 to 881 code for a protein of 269 amino acids. NCBI's taxonomy places the organism in Eukaryota, Metazoa, Chordata, Actinopteri, Scombriformes, Scombridae.
UCCACACACACACACCUCCCUUUCAAAACAGACAGUUUGCUAGUUUCUUUAGACUUUAACUAACGGUCAAGAUGGAUAGAGCUAUUGCACUUGAAGCUUUGUGCGCACUCUGCAAUUCCUGUGUAACAUCUUUUCAAAAACAAGGAUUUCAUGGAGGAGCAGCAUCGCAGCGUCGGCAGAUGUGUGUCAAGGAUUUCAUCUGCACAGUCUUGGAUGCAGAUGAAACCUGCCCGGUGUCAAGAUCCAACUUUGUGCGCUUGCAAAGUGUCCUGCAAGGUUAUGGGCUAAAAGCAGGCCAAGCCCAGGAUGCUGCUGUGCGUGCACCAACAGACAGGGAUAUCAUCAUUGAUGAAGAUGAAUUCUUUGACCCUCAGUUCGACUAUGAUUUCCGCUCACUGACGGACAAUGAAACUUACUACAGAGGAGGGGAGGUGUAUGAGCGCCCAUAUGGUUGGUACCGUUUUGCCCUGAAGGUGCUUGAUAAGUAUGAUGAAAAUGCCUGGUUGGGAACCCGAUACCGCAGCACCCAGUCAGUGCCAGGGGAGUGGCCGGUGUCCUACCAUGGGACCUCAAAGAAAGGAGCUGAAGGCAUCAUCUCAGGAUACUACAAGCCGGGGGCGGGUCAGGCGUAUGGCAGGGGGAUUUACUCGACCCCCUACAUCGAUGAGGCGGUCUACUACACCAAAACAUUCACUUCCAACAGUACGGGCAAGACGUACCAAGUGGUUCUGCAGAAUCGAAUCAACGCCGUCUACAGACAGAAACACAACAAUGACAAGUACUGGCUGGUCCCCAUCUCAGCAGGGACAUCACCUGCAAAUGAGCAGGACAUCGUAGAAAUGACCAUCCGUCCUUAUGGUCUCCUGCUGAAAGAGGUCUAACAGAGCAACGAGGGUCACACGAAAAUGUCCUGAGAUUUAUAUUAGCCAGAGGAUGUGUUGUCUAUUGAAUAUCUACGUAAACCAUGUAAACCAUUCACUGAUGUUGUCAAAUGUAAUGAAUCAAUAUGAUAUUUGCAUGUAAAGAUGAAUACGACGAAUCAAUAUUACAGCUGAAUACAUUAUAGAGAGAGAUUAGAUAAACACACUGUAACUAAUUAGCCUCCACACUGAAUGGUUUAGGGACAAAACCUGGAGAAGCAGCGUUUAGUUUUUACGCUCCACAUAUCUGGAACAAACUCCCAGAAGACUGCAGGUCUGCUCCAACUCUCAGUUCUUUAAAAUCACGAUUGAAGACUUUUCUGUUUGCGACUGCUCCAAAUUGUAGGGUUAAUAUCUCACACUUUACUGUAACUUUGUAUUCUCCUGAUUUGAUCUAUCUUACUCUAUUUUAGCUUUAUUUCCAAUUUGAAACUUUUAAUCACAUUUAAAUGUCUAAACUUAAAUUUUGUCAUGUGUUGCUUUUAUAUCCUUUCUUGAUGCAUUUGAUGUUUUAUGUAAAGCACUUUAAAUCCCUUUGUUGUUGAAAUGUGCUAAACAAUUAAAUUUGCCUUG